AUGUGCCCCUGCGCGCUGCACGGCGGCCCCCCCGCGCCCUGCCCCUGCAGCCCCGGCCGCGCCGCCCGGCCCUCGGCCGCCGCCCGCCUGGUCGCCGCCCGCCUGCGCCGCCUGGGCGAUGAGCUGGAGCAGCGGGCGGCGCGGCGCAAGGCGCGGGGCCGCGGCCCCUCGGCCGGCCGCCGCUUGGCCGCCGUGGUGUGCCUGCUGUGCGCCCUCACGCCCGCGGCCGCGCUGGCCUGGCUGAUCCGCAGGAGGAGCCUCUAG
Messenger RNA from Gavia stellata (red-throated loon), 264 nucleotides. RefSeq names its product harakiri, BCL2 interacting protein (gene HRK). The transcript has a single exon. NCBI's taxonomy places the organism in Eukaryota, Metazoa, Chordata, Aves, Gaviiformes, Gaviidae. The record is from RefSeq and is a predicted model, not a curated record. Gene Ontology annotation, biological process: positive regulation of apoptotic process. Gene Ontology annotation, cellular component: mitochondrion. Bases 1 to 264 code for a protein of 87 amino acids.